Branchiostoma floridae (Florida lancelet) is the source of this 1850-nucleotide messenger RNA. Its product is annotated as zinc finger protein 436-like. NCBI's taxonomy places the organism in Eukaryota, Metazoa, Chordata, Leptocardii, Amphioxiformes, Branchiostomatidae. Gene Ontology annotation, cellular component: nucleus. Gene Ontology annotation, molecular function: RNA polymerase II cis-regulatory region sequence-specific DNA binding; DNA-binding transcription factor activity, RNA polymerase II-specific. The transcript has a single exon. The record is from RefSeq and is a predicted model, not a curated record. Gene Ontology annotation, biological process: regulation of transcription by RNA polymerase II; central nervous system development. The coding region runs from base 20 to 748 and encodes 242 amino acids.
GAUCUGUAGCUUGGCCAACAUGGCGACUGGAGCCGGAUCUCAUCUGAAACAAAGGGAGGCAGAGGAUGGACAGGAUUCUCCCCGUACCCACAAAUGCAACUAUUGCGACAAGGAGUUUCGCUUCAAAAGUGGGCUCAUUGGACACCUGCGAACCCACACUGGCGAGAGACCAUACCAGUGUGGCGAAUGUGGAAAACGGUUUAGUCACCUAUCUCAUCUGAAGGGCCACAUGAGAACUCACACCGGUGAGAAACCGUACCGAUGUCAGGAGUGCAGCAUGCAGUUCCGUGGGUUGAGCGAUCUAAAAGUACAUGUGCGAACCCACACUGGUGAGAAACCGUAUAAGUGUGAACACUGCAAUAAAUGCUUCAGCAAGUCAACAAAUUUGAAGACUCACAUGCAGACGCACACGGGGGAAAAUCCGUACAAGUGUGAGGAGUGCAGCAAACAGUUCACUACACUGUCAAAUCUAAAGAAACACAUUCGUACUCACACAGGUGAGAAACCGUAUAGUUGUGAAGAGUGCAGCAAGCAUUUUAGUGAUCUGUCUAGUCUAAAGAGACACAUGCGGACUCACACAGCGGAAAAACCAUACAGGUGUGAGGAGUGCAGCAAGCAAUUCUCUACGCUGUCAGAUCUAAAGAGGCACAUGCGAACUCACACAGGUGAGAAGCCGUACACGUGUGAGGCAUGCAGCAAGCAGUUCAGUGACCAGGGAAAUCUGAAGAAACACAUGCGGACUCACUGACAACAAACCGUACAGGUGUAAACAAUGCAACAGAAGCUUUCGUCACGUAGACUUCGUGCGCACAUGCAGACUCACAUCGGUGAAAGUCUUUGAAUAAAUAUUGUUACACAGUCAAAAAAAAGGCCAAAAAAAGUUUGCCACUUCUUUACAAAGCCAAAGGUGCCCAAUAUAUGAUUUACCGUUUUAAUUCAGCACUGUACUCACUGCAUGUCUCCACUGUAAAAAAAUAACUCUAACCGAAUUACAUCAUCAGUGAUGAGUACUAUUGUCUCGUCACGUACUUGAUUAGAAAUAGAAGCGUUGUUGAAAAAAAAACGGCUAUAGAAUGUUUGGACACUAGUGACAGAAAGACGGCGAAAUGUCGCUGGACAUAGCUUUCUGCCAUCGCACUUAGUUUUUUCUAUGUUUUACUUACUCAAGUUCUUUUUGACAUUAAAUACGUCACUUUAAUCACUGUAAAAUGUAAAUACAUUAGAUCCUUGCCAUUUGGAAUACGUGCUAUUUGUAUAGAUGUUGCUAUAAUGCUAUCGAUUGUUUGCCUUCAUGAUAUGCUGUAAGAUAUUGAAGAUUAGUUAAGUUUUCGCACUCCGUUUCCUUAAUAAACUAAAAUGCGAAUGUUUUGUCAUCUUUAAUGUUAUAUGUUAUCUUUUCCCUCGCCACAAAACCUGUAUGUUUUUCCUGCAAAUCAUCUCAUAUAAAUAACAUUUGUUUUAUAGUCAAAGAAAAACUACCGAACCUGUUUUAUGCACCCACAGCGGACAACGUCACCAAGGAGAAUCUCAUGACCUGCUGACCGAGAACUAAAUCUAGCGACAAAGUAGAUGCUCAAUGUGGAAAGUUGGAACAAUAGCGACAGUAAAUUAUUAAAAGUGAACACGACGCCGUUCGGAUCACGUAUAGGCGUCUAGUCUGUCUUCUAUAGCACAGUAGUCCAUUUGGCUCUAUCUGUUUGAGUUACUGGAGUUCUGAUUGUCACUUUAUAUACAUCGCUGUAUGUAUACAAGAAUCGUCAGCGUUUAGAAUUAGUUGAAGCUGCAUGUGGGCUGCUAGAGAUUUGUUAAAUUUCCGCAAUCAAGUUUCGUGAAUAAAUCAAAACACAUUA